GUAAUGGAUUAAGGUGAUGAAAAUCCAAAAUAUUAGUAACCUCAUGAAUAGAGAAUAAAUUCUUACAUGAAAAAACCUGUCAAAUUAAGCUAAUUGGAUCCAGAGAUUAUGAAGACAUAUUCAGAAUAAAUUGGAUAACAAAAUCAAUCUGCUAUGCCAAAAUUGUCAUGGUAUUAUAUUAUAAUUAACAAUAUAGGUGGCAAUAAUUCAUGCUUAGACCUGAUAUUAGAAAGAAGUACAAUUCAUAUAGAAGAUUUUCAAAGGAAACAUUACCUAUGUUAGUAUUUGUAGUAUUUUCAACUGGAGUAUUAAUUAAAAUGGAAGGACAGUAUGAUAAGAUGAAAUAGAAAGUAUAAAAUUCAAAGACUCUGAAAGAGAUAGAGAUUGAAUAAGAGGAUGCUGUAAAAUAUUUACUUAAUUAGUAUAUUAGAGCAGCUUUGGAAGGAAAGAAAAUAAAUUUAGAUGUAACAAUUUAAGAGCCAAGAAAGGAAUAAAGAUAUAAAUUUGAAGAUGAUGAUGAUGAUUAAAAUUUACCUGGGUUUGAUACUUAAGAUGAUUUUUAUGAAGGAUUAGCAAAAGAGGCAAAAUAAGGUGCCAAUAUUCCUCAAGAAUAUUAACAAUAAUAUUUGGAAUAUCAGGUUAGAAAGAAACAAGGAGAUGAAUAAUAGAAAUCUAAAUUUGAUUUAUGA
Paramecium pentaurelia is the source of this 689-nucleotide messenger RNA. The record is from the annotation of a GenBank genome assembly. Lineage: Eukaryota; Ciliophora; Oligohymenophorea; Peniculida; Parameciidae.